UCCUUGUCGUCUUCUUUCCUCUUCUCUUUCUUUCAGAUCUGUCAAAACGCCAUUUUGGACGUGUUUUGUCGCUGUCGACGCGAAAAAUAAAGAUUCGCCAUGGGUCACGCAAAUAUCUGGUAUUCUCACCCUCGUAGAUAUGGUCAAGGAUCUCGUUCAUGCCGGGCGUGCUCCAACAGGCAUGGGCUUAUCCGUAAAUACGGUCUUAACAUCUGCAGACAAUGCUUCAGGGAAUAUGCACAUGACAUUGGUUUUAAGAAGCUGGAUUAAGAUGUUUUGAUUACCAAUAAACUAUAAGUUUAAGUAAA
Molecule: messenger RNA, 308 nt
Organism: Plodia interpunctella (Indianmeal moth)
Lineage: Eukaryota; Metazoa; Arthropoda; Insecta; Lepidoptera; Pyralidae
Gene: RpS29
Product: Ribosomal protein S29
Exons: 3
Coding region: 100-270 (56 amino acids)
Biological process (GO): translation
Cellular component (GO): ribosome; cytosolic small ribosomal subunit
Molecular function (GO): structural constituent of ribosome; zinc ion binding
Source: RefSeq, a predicted model, not a curated record